Molecule: messenger RNA, 309 nt
Organism: Dovyalis caffra
Lineage: Eukaryota; Viridiplantae; Streptophyta; Magnoliopsida; Malpighiales; Salicaceae
Source: the annotation of a GenBank genome assembly
AUGGUUGAUUGGGGAGCACGCGUGAGUAUGAUAGGAGAAGUAGACUAUCGUUACUACGGAUUGACUAUCGAUGGCAUCGUGGAGCGUACAUUGUUACAAAUCUAUUGGAUUGCACGUGUGUGGUGUGGAGGGAGGAAAGAGGUCAGGCAACUGGAAUUUGUUUUAUGGAGAGAAUCGGGUUUGGAUGCUAACACUAACAAUUCGAUGAAACUCCUAUGGCAAGAUACAUCCAACCUAAAGAAACUCUUGCUUUGUUUGAGAGGGAAUGUUAAUGUUUCGGAGGGAAUGCUUGGGAGUGGUUACUCUUGA